AUGAAGCGAUACUUCGGCCUGAGGGGCAAGUCGCUCAACUAUGCCGUUGGUAUUAUUGCGGGAUGCGACUUCCUUCUGUUCGGAUACGAUCAGGGUGUCAUGGGAGGUAUCCUGACCAUGAGCCAGUUCCUGGGCGACUUCCCCGACAUCAACCCAGAAGAGGACGGCAUUUCGGAUUCUCUGAAGUCUCUCCGAUCAGAGACCCAAGGCAUUGCCGUGGCCUCGUACAACCUGGGAUGUUUCCUCGGUGCUGUGAUUAGCAUCUUCAUCAGUAACCCUCUUGGUCGAAAGAACAUGAUCAUCCUCGGCACGAGCAUCAUGAUCGUCGGGGCCAUCCUCCAAGCUUCUGCUACAACACUUCCUCACCUGAUUGUCGGUCGAAUUAUCACCGGUCUGGGCAACGGCGGCAACACGUCGACAAUCCCCACGUGGCAAUCCGAGACGUCUCGAGCGCACAAGCGAGGAAAGCUUGUCAUGAUCGAGGGCGCCCUCAUCACCUGCGGUAUCAUGAUCUCGUAUUGGAUCGAUCUGGGCUUCAGCUUUGCCGAUGGCAGCGUUGCGUGGAGGACUCCCUUGGCCUUCCAGAUUGUCUUCUGCAUUUUCAUACUGGCUUUCAUCUGGGGUCUGCCCGAGUCUCCGCGUUGGCUGAUUCUCAAGGGCAGGGAGGACGAGGCCCGCGAGGUCCUCGCUGCCCUCGCUGACCAAGAGGUCAAUUCCAAGGAAGUCAACAACGAAUUCAUCGCUAUCAAGGACACCGUCAUUGAGAUGAGCAAGGGAACGUUCAGUGAUCUCUUCACCAGUGGCAAGGACAGAAACUUCCACCGCACUGUUCUUGGAUUCACCAAUCAGAUGUUCCAGCAGAUUAGCGGAAUCAACCUCAUCACGUACUAUGCACCUGUCAUCUACGCGGGCCUGGGAAUGUCCAGCUUCAUGUCGAGACUUUUGGCAGCGCUGAACGGAACGGAAUAUUUCCUCGCAUCCUGGCCGGCGGUCUUCCUUGUCGAGCGCGUCGGCCGCCGCAAGCUCAUGUUGUUUGGUGCCGUGGGCCAGGCUGCGACGAUGGCUGUCCUCGCGGGCGUCAACUCUGCGCCAGACAACUCUGCCUGCCAGGUUGCCGCCAUCGUGUUCCUCUUUGUGUUCAACACCUUCUUUGCCGUCGGAUGGCUGGGCAUGACCUGGCUGUACCCGGCCGAGAUCGUGCCGCUGAGGAUCCGCGCCCCCGCCAACGCCCUGUCGACGUCGAGCAACUGGAUCUUCAACUUCCUGGUCGUCAUGAUCACACCCGUCGCCUUCAACUCCAUCAAGAACCACACAUACACCAUCUUUGCCGUCAUCAAUGCCUUCAUGGUCCCCUGCGUCUACUUCUUCUACCCUGAGACUGCAUACCGAUCGCUCGAGGAGAUGGACACCAUCUUCCACAAGGCGCCCGGCGCCAAGGGCUGGUUCAGCGUCGUCAAGGUGGCCCGCGAGGAGCCCCGACGCUACGGCAAGAACGGCGAGUUGCUUAUCGCCUACGAGGAGACAGACGAGGCCAAGGCGCACACCCACCACGGCGAGUACGAGACCAGCUCUCCUAGCGAGGCCGAGAAUGGACGGGGUGGUGUGCUUGGUGGUGCCGCCUAG
Messenger RNA from Neoarthrinium moseri, 1623 nucleotides. RefSeq lists its product as uncharacterized. Gene Ontology annotation, molecular function: carbohydrate:proton symporter activity. The transcript has 4 exons. The record is from RefSeq and is a predicted model, not a curated record. Lineage: Eukaryota; Fungi; Ascomycota; Sordariomycetes; Amphisphaeriales; Apiosporaceae. Gene Ontology annotation, cellular component: membrane. Gene Ontology annotation, biological process: transmembrane transport; carbohydrate transport. Bases 1 to 1623 code for a protein of 540 amino acids.